AUGGUAUCAUCGAGCCAAACCGCAAGCCCUGAAAUCAUGUCUUCCGCAACAAACACCAAUGAACCUCAGCUUACCAUCCAAUCAUUCCACCAAUAUUCCAGUCUUAUUUCAAUAAAACUAAGUACCACUAAUUAUCUUAUGUGGCGUUCUCAAAUCACGCCUUUAGUUCGCAGUUUAGGUGUAUUUCAUCAUCUCGAAAGUGAGGAAAUUCCAACUGAAGAAAUAAAAAACGACGAAGGAAAGACGAGCCCAAAUCCAGUUUAUGCAGCAUGGAUCGUCAAUGAUGGCCUGCUUCUUUCAUGGCUUUGUGGAACCAUGAAUGAAGAGAUGUUAUCAUCAAUCUUUGAUGCAGGAACGGUUCGUCAACUUUGGAAAUCGCUUGAAGAACAACUUCUCCCGAUUACGAUCGAGAAAGAAGGAAACAUGAAAAACAUGUUCAUGACCAUCAAAAAGGGCUCACGAUCCCUAAAUGAGUACCUAAAAGAAUUUAAGUGGAUAUGCGACAAUCUUACUGCUAUCAAAAAGCCAGUAAGUGAUCUUGAUAAAGCUUUCAGAUUUGCAUAUGGCCUUGGACCCAAAUAUGAAAAUUUUCGGCUAGUUAUGUUGACAAAGCCUCCGUAUCCAGCAUUUAGCCAAUUUUUAUUGGCACUUCAAGGGCAUGAACAAUCCUUAGAGGCAUUACGAGAUGAAGAAAAAAAAAUUUAUCGAACAUGA
Erythranthe guttata (spotted monkey flower) is the source of this 714-nucleotide messenger RNA. The record is from RefSeq and is a predicted model, not a curated record. Lineage: Eukaryota; Viridiplantae; Streptophyta; Magnoliopsida; Lamiales; Phrymaceae.